AGCCCCACUCUUUAUCCAAGCGCAUUUACUACUGCUACCUACAAACUGAUAUGGAGAAAAGUCUUUUGGGAUCUGGUAUUUGUCCACAAAGUAUUGGUGCCUUGUCCCAAGGACAAAACACAGGAGAAGCCACCCUCAACGCUGCCUGCCCUAACUGCUGUUCCCCUGCCCAACCACGCGCUCAGAGCUUCACCCCCUCACACCCACAGCUCGGCUGAGAAGGAGGAAGUGCCGUCAGUGACAUCUCCCGCGUCUUCAUCGGAGGGUUCUAACAAUCCAGGGCUUUUGGGCAGCCAGACACAGCCAGCGUGGAGUGUGGGUAGCAGUAUUCGAAACCAGGAUCUGCAGCUCCCAAAGCGCAGACCUACCACAGAUGUGAGAACUGCAUGUCACGUUUCCGAACGCAUCGCUCCCUCUUCAAGCACUUGCACAGCUGUUCUGAUGCCAACCCCACCACUGCCACCACCGCCACUUCCCCAGCCCUGGCUUCAGAGAAACCCAUCUUUCCACCUAGCCCUGUCCUGGAAAAAGAGCCACCCGGGAAAUUGCUGGAGGAGCUUCCAAAACUCCAGAGCGUCAUACAGCACUUCAAGAAAGAAGCUCUUCUCCCUGGCACAAUGGACACUCCUCUGGCCACCGACUUGCUUCCAGCUGGACUUCCUGGCCCCUUAGAAUCGGGGCCAUUGCCAACGUCUCCUACAUAUCCUCUGCUGGACCAAUCCCUGUUUGGGCCACCCUCCCUGGCAAAAUUCUCUGGGCCACCUCACCCUUCGGUUUCAGGGCCCUUCUUGCCCUAUAUGCACCCCACGUCCUAUGCUUUACCUCAAGCUGCAGUGCAGAAUCGCCUUAGGCCUUUCUUGCCAGCAGGCCAAGGCCUCCCUGUUUCCAAUGCUGUGUGGAAGAAAAGCCAAGGACACUCCUCCAACAGCCGCAUUGUAUGGGAACACACCCGAGGUCGUUAUAACUGCUUACAGUGCCCCUAUUCCACAGCCUCUCGGGAGGAGAUGACCCAGCAUACUGAAGACCACCGCAAAAAUCCCUCUCCAACCAGUCGCUUGGAUGGGGAAAUGGACUUUGGUGUUCCUCUUCCUGCAUUCCACCCGAAGUUGACACCUGAAGUGGAGAACUCCCUCUUUUCCCCGCUGUGAAGUUUCCACUGGGCUGAUUAAGCUGACUUUAUUAUUUUCCCCCGCCCCCCGAAACACAGCAUUUGUGUGGAGAGAAUUCUUUAUUUUUAUUUUUUAUGUGUGCAUUCCUCCCCCCCAAAAGGAGGCGUUUGGGGACAACCAUGUGUCAAAUUUAGGGCAGAAUUCAUUUGCGUUCUAGCUUGUCCAGAAUGAGCAAGAGCAUGGAUGCAUUUGACAUACUCCUGUUUGUUUCUGGUUACUCCCUUUGGCAGAAAAAGCCAAACGUCUUUAGCCUCCAGUCUAUGUUUUGUUGAGCAUUGCAUCUGAAUCUAGUCCUUGGCUUAUUUCUCAAAAUAACGAGCUUCUGAUAUAAGUCACUGUCCCAUUCCUGGCUUAAAUCAGAUCUGUCAGGUGAAGAAUGUCAGGAAUUCUGACUACACUCAUUCACUUUUCCAUUCUUUAUAAACCAGGUUUGAAAGACUUUGUCUUAUAUGUGCUCGGUUCCCCUCCCACCUACUUCAUUCCGGUGCCUCCUUUCAAUUAAAAAAAAAUGUGUUGACAACCGAGUACCAAUUAAAAGAAAAGGGAGUAGAAAUGGAUUACCAUUUGAAAGGGAUUCGAUUAAUUUAAUCAACUUUCUUUGCAUUUCCUUCUUUUUUUCUAUUUAAAAUCUUACCUUUCUCCUGCUUUUAAGGUUAAAAUAAUCUUUACUCUGUACAGUCAUAACUAGUUAUGCUCAGGUUUGUUAAGUGGGCUACUGCUGCUUUUGAAAAAAAAUAAAUUGUAAUUGUACAGAA
Thamnophis sirtalis is the source of this 1924-nucleotide messenger RNA. The record is from RefSeq and is a predicted model, not a curated record. NCBI's taxonomy places the organism in Eukaryota, Metazoa, Chordata, Lepidosauria, Squamata, Natricidae.